Cynara cardunculus var. scolymus (artichoke) is the source of this 3344-nucleotide messenger RNA. RefSeq names its product disease resistance protein SUMM2-like. Gene Ontology annotation, molecular function: ADP binding; protein binding. Bases 127 to 3171 code for a protein of 1014 amino acids. NCBI's taxonomy places the organism in Eukaryota, Viridiplantae, Streptophyta, Magnoliopsida, Asterales, Asteraceae. The record is from RefSeq and is a predicted model, not a curated record. The transcript has 3 exons.
UUCGACGUUUACCGGAAUUCUCUUCCCCGACCAUGAAAUUCUUGAGCUGAGCCUCCUUAAAGGAUUUCCGAUGGAUUGAAGACUUCGAAUUUAGCAUGCCCUUCUAGACAGGUUUUUAGUGGCUUGAUGGCUGAGGAAGUUGUUACAGAAGUGCUUCAAAAAGCUGGUGAGACAGUAUGGGAUUCUAUCCAACGAAUCACUGAGGCUUCAAUGUGCAUGAAUCGUAACUAUUCACUUCUUGAGGCGAAAAUGAAGACCCUCUGCGCAUUAAGGGACGAUCUGAAAGAUAGAACCACCAAAUACAAGUCAACAAAGAAGCGAACCAUGGAUGACUGGUUUCAUAGGGUGAUGGUUGCUGAAAAUCUUGCAGAAGAACUUCACAACAAGUUCAUAGAGUUGGAAGAAAGCUCAAGAUUGUUUCAUGUACUUCCCAGAUCAAAGUUGAGCAAACAAAUGGCAAGCAUGAUUUUAGAAAUAGGCGAAUUUUUAGUAGAGGGCAAUCAAUUGGGUGAUACCUUGGUCCACAAAGUUGCUGAGCCGGUAGUGAAGGUGACAGCGCCAGAUAUCUCUUAUAUUCCAACCCUCCAAGGCGCUUUGGACAAAAUACUGCAAGAUCUGACAAAUGAAGAUCUUAAAGCAAUCAGGGUGCUAGGAAUGUUGGGGGCAGGGAAAACUACGAUAAUGCAGAAUUUGAAUAACCAUGAAAAAGUUGCUAGUAUGUACGAAAGAGUUAUCUGGGUGACGGUGUCAGGUGAGGAGAAUAACAAGGAGAAUUUGAGCACAGAGAUGCUGCAGCAUAUGAUUGCAGAAAGACUGAUAGUUGACACAGAAGGCGCCACAGAUGUUACCAAAAUCGCAAGGAAAGUAAAGGAAGAACUAGAGGGUGUAAAGUACUUGCUUCUCUUGGAUGAUGUCAAAUCAGAACUUGAUUUAGACAUGAUUGGUAUUCCUGAAGGUGCAAAAGGCAGCAAGAUAGUCAUGACAACCAAAUUUCGGCAUGUUCGGCUUCCUUCAUGUUCCAACAUUGAAGUGAAAAAGUUAUCUCAAAGUGAGUCAUGGAACAUGUUCCAUAAGCUAUUGGAUCUCCACGAUGAUAUCAAAGAUAAGCCACAGCUUGAACGCACUGCUCGCAAAGCUGUCUCCUUGUGUGCCGGUCAUCCAUUAAUGAUAAAAAUGGCAGCACGUAUCUUCAAAGCAAUAGAGAAGCGUGAGCUUAGUGAGAUAAGUUGGAGUGACGGAUUACAAACGUUAAGAAGGUGGCCACAAAAGGGAAAUAAUGAGCCAAUGAAAGACUUGCUUAAAUUCUGUUGUGAUCAUUUGGAUCAUGAACAAAAGCCAUGUUUUCUUUACAGUGCGCUGUAUCCAGAGGACACUGAAAUUUUCACGGAGGGCUUAUUGGACUGUUGGGAGGCUGAAAAUAUUCUCAAGAGUAGUGAUGAUGCAAAAAUCAGUGGACGCAAUAUAUUGCGUCACCUCAAAAAUGUAAUUUUACUUGAGGAAGGUGCAACAGGGCGAUAUGUUAGGAUGCAUAAAGUGAUCCGAGCAACAGCGUUAAAUCUUUUAUCUGAAGACAGGAAAGAUAGGUGCUUGGUGAAAACAAGUGAAGCCCUUCAAAAACCGAAUGGUGGUAUGCCGAAGCGUCAGUGUGUGGAUUUGUGGACAGAUAAGGAAUGGAUCUCUUUAGCCAACAAUUCACUCGAUACCUUACCUGAUGCCCCCCGUUCGUCCCAGCUUUCUACACUUUUUGUCCAGAAAUAUUCAAAGCAUAAGAAAAUUCCUGAUUCCUUCUUUCAACACAUGCACAGCCUUCUGGUUUUAGAUCUUUACAUGACAGAAUUGACAACACUGCCAUCAUCGCUAUACAAGCUGUCAAAUCUGAAAGUUCUUUAUCUAAAUGGUUGUACUGCAUUAAAGGAGCUUCCUGGUUUUAUAGGACAACUUAAGUCUCUCGAAGUGCUUGAUAUCCGUGGUAGUGGAGUUGGUAAACUACCGCAUCAGAUUGAAGGCUUAACCCAGAUGAGACGUUUGUUAGUAUCCUUCACCAUGUCAACUCAAGGAAACUAUGAUUCUAUAUUCAAGUUGUCAGGACUUGAAGAGUUGAUCAUUGAUGUGGAUUCAGAAAUGGAAGAUUGGUGCAAUAAGUUGAUUGAAGAUGUGGUUGAAAAGGUUAGUACACUUCCGAGGUUGAUUUCCUUUCAGUUUUGUCUUCACAACAGAGUUAUAGACGUAAUACAAGUUGUAGAUGACACUGUGAAGAUCUACGUGCCGAAAGAACACCAUCUUCGAAGUUUUCUUGAGCGAAGGCAAGAUCUUGAAACACGCUCCUUUCAAGUUUACAUUGGCUGCUUCAUUUCUCGUGGCCCUGAAAUUCCUGAAUUCUACCGUUAUGAUAGGUACGUAAAAUAUGACAGUGGGUGGGGCCAAAAUGAUGUGAUCAAUAAAGUACUCACCAAAGUACAUGCAUUUGAGUUAAUCAACCACAAUGAUAUUGAGCACUUAUCUAGCAAUGCCAUUGAAAGCAUGGACUAUGUUCAAGGUUGUCUAAUUCAAAGAUGCAACAAAAUGAGGACAAUAGUGAGGAGUUAUUGCACACGAGACCGAUCAUUGUUGCCUAAUUUGGAAAGAUUGGAUGCAAAAGACAUGCCAAAAUUGGAAAAGAUAUGGGAGGGCCAUGUGCAACUGGGGAGCCUCUCCAAACUAAAGACUCUAGUCCUGCGUAAAUGCCCAAUGCUGACUAUAGUAUUCUGCAAUGUUAUAGUUCAGCAGCUUCGAGAACUCCAAUAUUUAGACAUUGAAGAUUGUUGUAGGGUUGAAGAGAUUGUUACGUGUUCUCAGGAUGUUAGUCCGUAUGUCGUUCCUAAACUAAGUACGCUGAUUCUUUGUAAUAUGCCAAGUUUAAGGAAGAUAUGCUCUACUUUGGAUUGGACAUCCUUGGAGACCUUAAAGAUACAUGAUUGUCCCACAUUAAAAGAAUUGCCUUUUGAUAGCAACACUGCAAUGAAGAUUCAGACCAUUGAAGUGGAGGAAGAUUGGUGGAAGGCAUUGCAAUGGUCAGAUUCAGAAGUCAAAGAACAGCUUGGCAGCCAACAUAACAAUUUGGCCACGAAGCAUGUCAACAACAGCCAUCUCUUCCCAAAGGUAACUAGUAUUCAUUCUAAAUCUGGUUGCUGAGAUGUGGAGGUAGGGUCCUCACUUUGUACUCUGCUGUAGAUUCCUUUGCAGUGUGAACAGUAACAUGUGUGUCCUCGAUUCAUUUCUGUAUACUUAUGAUUGAAACAUCUUGUAGGUAUCAUUUUGGUGUAAACAGUAUCAGGUUUAUAUAUGUAAGAAAUAAUUUGAUGUUA